Molecule: messenger RNA, 2433 nt
Organism: Jatropha curcas
Lineage: Eukaryota; Viridiplantae; Streptophyta; Magnoliopsida; Malpighiales; Euphorbiaceae
Product: oligopeptide transporter 2
Biological process (GO): transmembrane transport
Molecular function (GO): oligopeptide transmembrane transporter activity
Source: RefSeq, a predicted model, not a curated record
GGACAGAACAAAAUCACAGGCCCGCAGUGUAACUAACUAGUAAUAGUACAGUAACUGAUCUCUUUCCAUUGCCAACCUCUCCACUCUGUAAAAUGUCUUCUCUCGAAAUAGAAACGAUCUCCGACGACGUAUCUCCGAUCGAGGAAGUCCGUCUUACCGUCUCCAACCACGACGACCCUACACUUCCAGUAUGGACUUUUCGCAUGUGGUUUCUCGGCAUCGUGUCCUGCGUUCUUCUCUCCUUCCUUAACACUUUCUUUGCCUACCGAACAGAGCCUCUCACCAUUUCCAUGAUCUCCGUACAAGUCGCUACUCUUCCGAUCGGACGGUUCAUGGCCAAAACGCUUCCAACAACAAAGUUUGCCAUUCCUGGUUUUGGUAACAAGAAAUUCUCGCUCAAUCCGGGACCGUUUAAUGUCAAAGAGCACGUGCUUAUUUCGAUAUUUGCUAACGUCGGAUCUAAUGCUGGCAGUGGUGCGGCUUAUGCAAUUAGUAUUAUUGAUAUAAUUGUGGCUUUUUAUCAUAGGAAGAUUUCAUUCUUGGCCAGUUGGAUUCUUGUCAUCACUACCCAGGUAUUGGGAUAUGGAUGGGCUGGGAUUAUGAGGAAGUUCGUGGUGGAUCCCGCCCAUAUGUGGUGGCCUAUUAGUCUUGUUCAGGUUUCUCUUUUUAGGGCUAUGCACGAAAGAGACAAUAAGAGAAUGUCGCGAGGAAAAUUCUUCUUGAUUGCAUUAAUCUGCAGUUUCUCAUGGUACUUAUUUCCUGGCUAUCUUUUCCAAACCUUGGGAACCAUUUCAUGGGUGUGCUGGUUAUUUCCCAACUCAGUAACAGCCCAACAAAUUGGCUCAGGCAUGCAAGGACUUGGUCUUGGAGCGUUUGCAGUUGACUGGUCUGUCAUAGCAUCUUAUCUUGGCAGCCCUCUUAUCACUCCAUUUUUUGCCAUUGUUAAUGUACUUGUGGGGUAUAUUAUUAUUGUAUAUAUCUUAGUGCCAGUAGCUUACUGGGGUUUUGAUGUCUAUGAUGCAAAGAAGUUCCCUAUUAUCUCCUCUCAUUUAUUCAAUCGCCGUGGACAGUUGUAUAAUGUAUCUGCCAUUGUUAAUGAUAAGUUUGAGAUAGAUUUGCAAGAAUAUGAGAAGGAAGGAAAUCUUUACCUUAGUUCAUUCUUUGCAAUUACUUAUGGAGUUGGUUUUGCUGCCAUUGUAUCCACUCUGGUGCAUGUGGGAUUGUUUAAUGGAAAGGAGAUAGUUCAACAAUUUCGAGCUUCGUAUAAUGGAAAGGAAGACAUUCACACAAGACUAAUGAAAAAGUAUAAGGGCAUACCUAAUUGGUGGUUUUACUUGACUCUUAUGUUGUCGUUAAUUCUGUCUCUAGUAAUGUGCAUUUUCAUGAAAGAGCAGAUCCAAAUGCCUUGGUGGGGCCUUCUCUUUGCAGUAGCUCUUGCUUUGAUCUUCACUCUUCCAAUUAGUAUUAUAACAGCUACAACAAAUCAGUCACCAGGGCUAAAUAUCAUCACUGAGUACCUAAUGGGUGUCAUAUUACCUGGUAGACCAAUAGCCAAUGUCUGCUUCAAAACCUACGGUUAUAUAAGCAUGACACAGGCCGUUUCCUUUCUUGCUGAUUUCAAGCUAGGACAUUACAUGAAGAUUCCACCCAGAUCAAUGUUUCUAGUGCAGUGCAUAGGCACUUUAAUUUCAGGAACAGUGAACACUGGUGUGGCAUGGUGGCUACUAACCAGUGUUAAGAACAUAUGCCAAGAUAGUCUACUCCCUCCUGACAGUCCAUGGACAUGUCCGAGCGACCGCGUUUUCUACGAUGCAUCAGUCAUAUGGGGUUUAGUUGGCCCUAGACGAAUCUUCGGCCAUCUUGGAAACUACUCAGCUCUAAAUUGGUUUUUCCUUGGAGGCGCGAUAGGACCUGUCAUUGUUUGGCUUUUGCAUAAAGCUUUUCCUAAGCAGAAAUGGAUUCCACUCAUCAAUCUUCCUGUUCUUUUAGGAGCAACAGCUAUACUGCCACCUGCUACAACUGUUAACUUCAAUUGUUGGAUUUUGGUUGGAACAACCUUCAACUACUUUGUUUUCAAGUAUCACAAGAAGUGGUGGCAAAGAUAUAACUAUGUGCUUUCUGCUGCUUUAGAUGCAGGAUUGGCUUUCAUGGGGGUUAUUUUAUAUUUUACUUUGACUAUGGAGGGUAAAUUCAUAUCCUGGUGGGGAAAUGAUGGGGAGCACUGUCCAUUGGCUUCAUGCCCAACUGCUGAAGGUAUUGCUGUUGAUGGAUGUGUAGUUCUUUAGUUUGUUCUGAUUCACCUUUUACAUAAACAAGGGAAAGAAGGCUUAUAGUUUUAACAAGGUUUUAGCAAUUGUGUAAAUGUAUAAGGUGAGGAUUCCACUUUGUAGAUUUUAUUGAAGAUUAUUUUAACAUUUUUUCUUUUUUCUUUUC